AUGACGUUUAAUAUCACGAUUGGUCCUAGUCCGCAUGGCUCGGACCAUUCUUCGUUUUCUGAUGAAGAGGAUUCUUCUGGUGUUCAAGUCUCCCCGCCGUCUGACUCGGGGAGUCAUGAAUACCAGGAUCCGUACGAUGAAUGGGCCCAUCUACCUUAUCCGGACGAGUUGAAACCAUCUGAUUCCGCUUCUCGACCCAGAACAUCACACCGAACUCGUAGCCGCAACCCCAUCCAUGGCUCCUCCUCAGGCCGCCGCCAAUCCGUCGCGAGACGCCAUAUUAUGCAGGAACGAGAGCAAUUUUCCCGCCAUCCCCGUCGCCGCCCUUCACCCGAUUCCCCAGAGAGUGUUGACUCGGCUGAUGAAUAUGGCGGUGCUUAUGGACGAACAUCACAUGACAGAAGGCUUUGGCCUCCUAUGGCUCAAGGCUCAAGCUACGCCCAUAGUUCCUCUCCCGGGCCAUCAUAUGUCUAUCCUAAUGGUGCCCUACCGCACGGCCCAUUGGCACAGUCAAGCAAUUUCCACCCUCCUUCCGACCAGCUCAUAAGGCUAAAUCAUCAUGCGCAAGGCAGCCAACCAACUCCAUACAAUAAUUCCGUUUAUCCAUAUAGUGCUCAACUGCAGCAGCACCAUGGCCCUUCUAUACCGCCAUUCUUCAUGGAUCAUCAUCCCGGGCACCGCACUUCAGCAUCUCCUCAUAACCGAGACGAUGGACAUAAUGCACCCCAGCACCAGAUACCGCACCCUUUCCAGUCACACGGCCAAUCGCCGUAUGGUGGCUCUCCAGUGAAUCCUCAUGAUAUGAUUCCUUACGGACCAGGGGGUUACUACCCUUUCAGAGACCCUUAUACCAUGGUCCCAGGAAUGAUUCCACGCUAUUUCAGUUCGUAUCCUCGCGUGCCGUCUCCGAGUCACGUCCAAUCGAGUGGGUCCCCUGGACCUAUGGCAGCAGACGCAGCAAAAGACGAGGCCAUUGCAAGGCUAGAAAAGCUAAUCUUGGAAGAAAGAAUGGAGCGGGAGGCGCGGGAAGCGCGUGAGGCUGCCAGGCAAGCUGUGAUUGAACAGGAAGCCGCGGAGCAAGCUGCCAGGGAAGAGCGAGCGGCGCACGAGAAGAAGAUAGUGGAGGAAGCUGCUUCUAAAGCUAGAGCGGAGGCCGAGCAAAAAGCUGCUGAGGAAGCAGCAAAAGCAAAAAUGGAGGCAGAAGAAGCAGCGGCGGCGGCGGCAGCGGCAGCGGCAGAGGCAGCUACUGAGGCAGCCAAUGCGGCGGCAGCGGAAGCAGUUGCGGCAGCGACAGCUGCGGCGUCAAAUAAACCACCCCCAGAGAAGAAAAAGCCUAUAAAAUUUAAGGACGCUGUUGGGAGAAAGUUCAGUUUCCCUUUUGACUUGUGCUGUACUUGGCAGGGCAUGGAGGAGCUUAUACGACAAGCGUUUCUUCAUAUAGAGAUUAUUGGCCCUCACGUAGCUGAGGGACAUUAUGACUUAGUGGGUCCUAAUGGUGAUAUUAUAUUGCCGCAAGUUUGGGAGACUGUUAUAGAGCCCGACUGGACUAUAACAAUGCACAUGUGGCCUAUUACAGAGAAGCCAAAAACGCCCGAACCAGUUCCGCCACCGGAACCUCCGGUCUCGGAAGAACAGACUACUAUUGAUGCUUCUACAGUACCCGAAAAUGCAGCCAUCGCUGUUGUUCCUGAGGAGUCAAAGAAGAAGCCCGAGUCAGCAGGUACAAAAAAGCCGCGGACGAAGGCCCCGGAUCCUGGCGCUUUUGCUAUGUGGAUGGUGGGCAGUAAUCGCCUGAGAUCAAACAAGUCUUUAAAAGUGGGAAAAAAGCCUAGAGUAAUACAACACGGGAACUCUUGCCGUGUUAUGUGA
Molecule: messenger RNA, 1869 nt
Organism: Aspergillus tanneri
Lineage: Eukaryota; Fungi; Ascomycota; Eurotiomycetes; Eurotiales; Aspergillaceae
Exons: 4
Coding region: 1-1869 (622 amino acids)
Source: RefSeq, a predicted model, not a curated record